CAUGGUCCAUGCGGCGCGAUCAACAACAAUUCUCCGUGCAUGAAGGAUGGAAAAUGCACGAAACGCUAUCCACGACACACGCCGAAACUAUCACUGGAAAUGAUGGAUACCCACAAUAUCAUCGACGAUCAACUGAAGAUGGUGGCAAAUUCAUCACUCUAAAAGUAUGCAACAACGACAUUGAAGUCGAUAAUCGUUGGGUUGUGCCAUACUCACCAUUACUCUCAAAGACGUUCAAAGCACACAUCAAUGUCGAGUAUUGUAAUUCAGUGAAAUCGAUCAAAUACAUUUGCAAAUAUGUCAACAAAGGAAGCGAUAUGGCAGUUUUUGGAGUGGGAAAUGCAUCUGCACCAAUCAAUGAAAUCGAUCGAUAUGAAUUGGGACGCUACAUUAGUACCAAUGAAGCAGUUUGGCGUAUUUUCUCAUUUCCAAUUCAUGAACGUCAUCCAACAGUUGUUCAUUUGGCAGUACAUCUUGAAAAUGGAUAGCGCGUGUAUUUUACAACGGAAAAUGUACAUGCAAGAGCAUUAUCGCCACCGAAAACAAUGUUAACUGCGUUCUUCUCAUUGUGCACGGAUGAUUUGUUCGCAAAAACGCUACUUUACUCAGAAGUGCCAAAAUACUACACAUGGAAUGCAUCAGCGAAAAAGUUUCAACGUCGUAAACAGGGGAAACCAGUUGAAGGACAUCCGAAUUUAUAUUCG
Messenger RNA from Centruroides sculpturatus (bark scorpion), 704 nucleotides. RefSeq lists its product as uncharacterized. NCBI's taxonomy places the organism in Eukaryota, Metazoa, Arthropoda, Arachnida, Scorpiones, Buthidae. The transcript has a single exon. Bases 9 to 488 code for a protein of 159 amino acids. The record is from RefSeq and is a predicted model, not a curated record.